Molecule: messenger RNA, 750 nt
Organism: Vicia faba (fava bean)
Lineage: Eukaryota; Viridiplantae; Streptophyta; Magnoliopsida; Fabales; Fabaceae
Source: the annotation of a GenBank genome assembly
AUGCUUGCUAUUCAGAAACAACAGCAAGUACUGGGCCACCAAGUUCCUAACACUGGUAAAUCUGUCGCUCAAAAAGGCUGCCCAGAAAUUCAAAGUCAUCUUACUGAUGGGACUGAUCCUAAAACCGAAGAUUUAAGAACUCUUCCUCCAAUUGAACAAGAUGAUUCCAAUUCAAUAUCUCUGGCAAUUGAUGAUGAUUUUGUUGAAGAAACCAUACUGUACAGGAUUCAGGACGUUAUAUCAAAGUUAGAUGUCAAAACAAGAUUCUGCAUCAGAGAUAGUUUGUUUCGGCUGGCACAAAGUGCAAAGCAAAGGCAUCAUGCUAGUGACACAAGCAGUACAAACAACAAUAACAAAGAGGAGUAUGAAUUUUUUGCAAAAGAAGAAAGCAGUAGCCAGAACAGAUAUGCCAGGAUGCCUGAUGUUGAAACAGAGACGAAUUCCAUUGAUCGAACUGUGGCUCGUUUACUCUUUCAUAGGCCUGUGGAGUUAACAGGAAAUUAUUCUGACAAACUGGAGUCGCCCAUUCCAACUAAGGUGCAAUGUGAAAGCAAAGCAGCUGACCAAGUGAACUUCUCCAUGAGAUGCUUACAAGAGGCGGACUUGAGAUGUAAUCAACAGUUUUCUCCCCUUGGGUUAGAGAAUCCCUGUCCAUCUUUUGCGGUCCAGCCUGUGAAUCAAGUUAAAAACAGUCUUGGCAUAACUUCAGAGAAUGCAUCUAACCCUCAGGAGUUUAAAGCCUCUCAAUGA